Purpureocillium lilacinum is the source of this 393-nucleotide messenger RNA. Its product is annotated as vacuolar transporter chaperone. Gene Ontology annotation, cellular component: fungal-type vacuole membrane; vacuolar transporter chaperone complex. The record is from RefSeq and is a predicted model, not a curated record. NCBI's taxonomy places the organism in Eukaryota, Fungi, Ascomycota, Sordariomycetes, Hypocreales, Ophiocordycipitaceae.
AUGUCCUCCCAGCCGCUUCUCCAGACUGCGCCAGGCAAGCGCAUCGCCCUGCCGACCCGCGUCGAGCCCAAGGUCUUCUUCGCCAACGAGCGAACCUUCCUGUCAUGGCUCAACUUCACUGUGAUCCUCGGCGCGCUGGCCAUUGGCAUGCUCAACUUUGGUGACCGGGUGGCCUUCAUCUCGGCCUUCCUCUUCACGGGCGUCGCCAUGCUGACCAUGAUAUAUGCGCUGGUGACGUACCAUUGGAGAGCAAAGUCAAUACGAGUGAGGGGCCAGGCCGGCUUCGACGACCGGUUCGGCCCGACCUUCCUGGCCAUCAUCCUGUUGCUGGCCGUCGUCGUCAACUUUGUCCUCCGCAUCACGGACCAGUCCAAUAAGCAGAAGCACGGCUAG